AUGGCGGAGCCGAAGCAGAGACCAUCUCGCCCAGGAGUGUCCCGAGCGUUGACUCCGGGACCCGAAAAGUCUGAUCAUUCGCAGAGAGGAGUAUGCGUGUUUGACUGCCGACCCAAAAGUACAGAAGCUACUGGGAGAGUAAUAGACAUCCGUAACCUGGACUACAAUGGCUUUCUAAAAGCUGUGUCCAAGGAGUUUUCUAUCGCCCGCAACGAAACCUUCGUCCUAACAACAACGGAUAGAAGAGAGAUUGGUACAGACAUAUUUGAUCAACUCGAGGAUGGGAAGACGCUACACCUUCUGCAUUCGGUGGAUCAGGUGUUGCCCAUGGCAACCCAGGAACGCAUCGAGUACCUGCCGCACUACCACACGCUUGUGCAGAGCGGCAUGUAUGAGUACUACGCCAGCGAAGGACAGAAAUCACUUCCGUACGCCUUUGCUGAGCUCAUUGAUAACGCCCUCUCAGCCACAGCAGACAACACUGGAGUCAGGACGAUUGACAUCCGACUGUUGUUUGAUGAAUCCCAGGGGAAGCCAGCAGUGGUUGUACUGGAUAAUGGUCGCGGCAUGACCUCCAAACAGCUGAAUAACUGGGCUGUUUACAGACUGUCCAAAUUUACACGUGACAACGGCACUUUCCAGAGCGACCACACGGGUUACAGUCGGCCCAAUCCGGUUCCACGCAGUCUGAACAGCGACAUCUCAUACUUUGGCGUCGGGGGCAAACAGGCUGUGUUCUAUAUCGGACAGUCAGUCAGGAUGAUCAGCAAACCGGCUGGCUCUCCAGAUGUCCACGAAUUUGUCAUGUCCAAGGAAGACUUUGAGCGGAAGGAGAAAAACAAAGAGGAAAUUUACAGCGGCGUCAUCCUGAAUAGAAAUCCUGGAGUCUGGUCUCAUGUGAACAGUGCUGAAGAGCCUUUCUUGCAGUCGUUAAUUCAGGAGGAGGUCGGGAAAGAGAGUUUCACAGCAGUGGUUAUAACAGGCAUCCAGCCCGAACACAUCACCUAUCUCAAACAGCACUUUAGCAUGUGGACCAGGGAGCUCGCACAUAUUUAUCAUUACUACGUUCACGGCGUUACUGGAAAUGACCUGAGAGAUCCCAGCGGCAAAUCUCCCUCCAACAUCGACAUCCAGAUCUCUCUGGUGGAGAAGUCUCCUCGGCUGCCUCGGCUGGUGAACCUGAGGGAGGUGGAUAAUGACAUGCAGACUCUGUAUGUGAGCUCCAGUGUGGCUGUGUUUGAGUUUAAAGCUUCUGCAGAGGGAGAUGCUGCUGUGGAGGGACUGCUGAGAUAUCACCCUUUCCUCUACGACAGAGAAACCUAUCCUGAGGACCCCUACGCCAUGCCAGGCCCAGCUGAUGAUGAUGAUGAAGAGUGUGUGGUGUUGAAUGCAGAGGGCCGGGGGAAGAGGCCAAUCUUUGAAUGUUUCUGGAAUGGGAGACUGAUUCCUUACACCACUGUCUCAGAGUUUGAGUGGUGUGCAAGGCCUAAGAAGGGAGCGUCUGUGCCUUUGGAGUGUUAUAACAGGAUCUCUGGCGUUCUCUUUGCCAACGAUCGCUUCCAGGUCAGCACAAACAAGCUAACGUUUAUGGAUCUGGAGCUGAAGUUAAAGGAUAAAGAGACCAUUUUCACUCGCGUGGUUAACGGCCAGGAGCAGAGAGUGAAGAUCCAGCGAGAGUUUGUCGCUUGGUUGAAGGAUUGCCAUGAGCACUUUGAUAAGCAGGUGAAGUUCAUGGGUUUUCAGGGUGUGACAUCACGUUCCGACGUGACUACAAAGAGACUCCAGUCUCCCUGGGCGUGUUUCCGAGCCAUCCGAUGGGACGGCAAGACUUUUAAAAGUGGAGACUAUGUGAAGUCAGUGAAGACCCAGCCGAUCCUGUUUGGUUCUAUAGUUCAGUUCCUCUUGUACGGCCACCAUGAGGGAGAUGUUUAUGCCACAGGGGGCCACGUUCAGAUCUCCAUGGAACCGAAAGAAUUGUAUGAUGAAGUACGAAUCAUCCCAAUCACGAAGAUCGACCGACAGGUUUCUACUGCUGCUAUAAAGAGGAACAUUGAGGAAGAACUAGCCAAGCUGCCAGUGAAACUGGAGAUUUCCUGGCCAGAGGGAAACCCAUGGCCCGAGAAUAGUGCUCGGCCAGCAGGAACACUCAUGGGUCCAAUCAAAGUGGAGAUUCUGAAUAAGAAAGGAGAGUCUAUGUCCCGAUUGCCAGUGGCCAAUAACAGUGCAGCACGGAAACUUCUGAUCGACCUCAAAGUCAUCUGGCACUCCCCUAAAGGAGACGUCCAGACUAAUUCACACAUAGCCAUGUACUCCUCCAAAUGGGACUACUGGUUCAAAAAAAUGGAGAACCUGACCAAGUUGGGGAAGUACACACUCCGCCUACAGACAAUACUGAAUGAGAAUAACUCCAGUGAAUGGGCAGGGAAGUGCCUACCUCAUUACACACUCAACUUUACCAUAACAGAGGGCAAUGCUGAGGCAUUUGUCCUGGGUGUAGUUCCUACUCCUGUCCAUGUGGGGGUGCCAUUCUCUCUUUCCCUGGAGUUCAGGGAUGAAUUUGGUCAUCUAGCCCAACCUCCCUCCGACAUCAAACCUCAGCUAGAGUGUAGCUCCCUGGAAGUGACCUCUGAGAAAACAGCUGUUAAGGGAACAACUUUUACCAUCAAAGACAUUAGAAUGAGGGGCACAGUGAAGAACCAUCUUAACAAGACGCACACACUGAAGGUUGUCAUACCAGGACUCAAACAGGACUCUCAAACAACAGAGCUGAAUGUGCAUCCUGGCCUACCACAUACACUGGUUGUGUUACCAGAUGAUGAUGUUGUCACCAUAGAGAAUGGAACACCAGUAGGAUUCAGAGUGGAAGUCCGGGAUGAGUCCAGUAACGUCACCACGCACAGCAAACUUAUUGUCCGCUGCCAGUUACAAGGACUACCCGAUUUGCUCGUGGAUGCUGUUGACUGCAGUAACACAGGCUCUGGGCAGUUGUUUGGGAAACCAGUACAAGUGAACAACAUCAAAGAAGAAAAAAUUCUCACAGCCAAGUUUGACAUCCCUAGUCAGCAGGCAGUUGCAUGCGUGGAGCGGACUUUGCGUGUUCUACCCAGCACACGUGUGUCACGCAUAGAAGUACACAGACGGGAUGAUGGCUCAGAUGAUGUCAUGGUACUGCAGAAUUUGGAGCGCAUUGAUUGGACAGCGGGCGACACCCUUGGAUCUCUAUGCUACAGACUGUUUGACGAGGGGAACCGACUCGUACCCAUCACACCCAAAUUGGCCCCCAAGAUAAAGGUGAACUGGACGGCAAGUAUGAAGGUGGCAGAAUUGGCACAGGGCCAGCUGCCGUCUGUGUGUGUUCCCACUCUAGUGCAAGGGGAACAUUUCUACCAGGUGUCAUUCCAGGAUCAGUUCACCGUCAACACUUCCUUCAUUAUAGUGCCUAGAGCAGAUGAGCCUGAUCGUCUCAGAGUCUCACUUUGUGAGUCUACAGUCAGAAUGGGUGACACUCUCUCAGGAAACAUCUAUGUGGAUGUCGUCGAUCAGUAUGGAAAUAAGACAGACACUCUGAAUGCUGAGAACAUGAAGAACGUCAGUGUCUCUGCUGAUGGACUCGACACAGCAACUCUAACUAUGGAGUGGCAGGAGAGCGGGUCGUGUGUGCUGGUGCAUGGAGUGAGGUUCAUGAGAGGAUCGCCCGGCCAGAGGGAUUUAUGCUUUAAAUAUCAGGGCUUUGAGGAGUUCGCUAGGAUCAAAGUCACCGCUGGACAGCCAACCACUAUCACUUUACUCGAUCCUCCUGAGCUGCCAUUGCAGGUGUUGAAUGGUCAUGGUUUGGACACACCCUUCGUGCUUCAGCUGAGUGAUGAAUGGGGAAACCCUUCCCCUGACCAGAGGGUCAUCAUAGCCAUGAGAACUCGAUCUCCGCAGCUUAAGAUAAAGUCAUCGGUGAUGUCCCGGCCUGUGGAUUCAGAUGGGAGAGCCUGCUUCAUGCUGGAGACAGUCACAGCGCCAAAGGGGCAGUAUGAAUUGGAGUUUAGGGGUUCCUUCAGUAAGAGCAGCAUUGCGGGUCCUGUUGUGAAGCUGAAUGUCAUUCCUGAUCCCAAUAAACCUGUGAAACUGACCAUCGAAUAUGACAGCAAAGCCAUGUUACCAGCAGGGGGCACACUCACAGAUUUUAAAGUGACUGUGCUCUCUGAAGAAGGCGGCAUUGUACCAAACAUUAAUCCUGCCAACAUAUCGAUGUUGCUUUGGAAGGGUUCGUCUACGGGAUCUCGACCACCACAAGGAGCCACCACACUACGGUGUAGUAAACCAAAGGAUACCGAAAAAGACGACUGCUUUUAUUUCAGAGAUAAAGCGAUCCCUGAGCGUGUGGGGAAGUACACUGUGCAGUUUGUGCUGUGUUUGGACAAAACCAAAGCCCUGUGGAGCCACCAGUAUGAGUUAAAUGUUGUUCACGGUAAGCCAGUCAAGUUGGUCCCGGAUACUCCACCCUCAACGCCUGUGGUCUCCAAUAGCAACACCCUAGCCAGUCGUACGCUGGUGGAAAGCUUGUGUCUGAAGAUAAUGGAUGACUAUAAUAACCCGGCGGGUGAGGGCAUUGACGGACAUGUGGUUGUCACGGUGAGGAGUUGUGGCGGGGGCCGUGUGAGGGACCUCCCUGUGUUUGAGGGAAAAACCUCGAGUCGUCGGUACACUCUCACUAAUGGAGAAGCACUUAUCACAGGCUUGGCUCUAAUGGAGAACAGUCCGGGAAUUGACGGAGGGGAGUAUAUUCUGGACUUCAGCCUAGAUAUCCCGAGAUUUGAACCCAGAAUUUCUCUGGCACCAUUUCUACUGCCCUUCAGGUUUUAUAACGAUGUGGAGAACCAGAAGAUCAUGGCGACACUCAGUAAGAGGAAAGAUCGUCUGUCUCAGUCUAUAGACAUCUACAGAGAACUGUUUGACACCAACAAACAGCUCAUCCACGAACUGCAGAAUCAGGUUCACAAUGCAGGACAAAAGGAGGCUCAGUUGGAGGCAGACCUCAGGAUGAAUGAUUUAGAUAUAACACAACUCACCAGUGAAUCUGCUGUUAAAGCUGUGAUCAGUCAGAAGCAGGCAGCGCUGGAGAGGAUUAAGAGUCAACCACGUCGAAAAUGCACCAUGCCAGACCCCUUCAGAGGCAGCCCCAACGUCCUCGGAAAGAUAGCGCAUUUAGCCCUCGUGGAAGAUGACGACGUGGCAAAGGUCAUAUCCUGGCAUCUCCUGGGUGACAUGGACUGCGUGGUCACCGUGACGACCGCCGCGGCACGGAGAAUCUACGACGACACGCAGGGUCGACAGCAGGUCAUUCCCUUAGAGACAGUUUUCUGGAGACCCAGCAACAGGCCGUUGCCUCACAUCAGGAAUGGUGUGAAUUUGUUUCAUCCGGUGGGGAAUCCCGUGUUUGUGAGAGAUCUGCUGAUUUUCCCUAAACAUGCAGAAAACUGCAACAUGGUUUUCUCCAGCCUGUUGGGAGACACCAUCCUGAUGGAUGACCUAGACUCUGCUAAUGAGUACCGCAAAAGGGUCGUACAGAGUAAGGUACAGUGUCCUACGCUACUCACAAGGCAGGGGGAUCGUAUCCGUAGCAACGGCAAGUUCGGAGGUUUGCAGAAUAAGGCCCCGCCCAUCGAAAAGCUGAGAGGACAGGUGUUUGGAGCACCGCUCCCAAAAGAAUACCACACCAUACAGAAGCAUAUAGAGUUACUGCAGCAGUACUGCUUGGCGCGACAGAAGGCUGGAGAGGUGAAGUCUGAGUACGACUGUCAUGUGCUGUACAUGCAGAGCCCCGAGAUGAGAAAGAAAGAGCAAGAACUCCACCAGCAAGAGGCACAGCUCAGAGACAUCGAAAAAACACUUGCUAGUACUCCGGUGAGAGUGUCUCCCGGCUCAACCAUAAAACGACCCGCAGCAGAGACGGACGAAUCAGCUCACACUCCGUCCAAGAGGGCGCGGCGUAAAGCACGGAGACUUCAGGGUAGGCAGCUUCCUGAAUAA
Messenger RNA from Chanos chanos (milkfish), 6021 nucleotides. RefSeq names its product structural maintenance of chromosomes flexible hinge domain containing 1 (gene smchd1). The record is from RefSeq and is a predicted model, not a curated record. Gene Ontology annotation, cellular component: chromosome. Gene Ontology annotation, biological process: double-strand break repair; chromosome organization. Gene Ontology annotation, molecular function: protein binding; ATP binding. The transcript has 48 exons. Bases 1 to 6021 code for a protein of 2006 amino acids. NCBI's taxonomy places the organism in Eukaryota, Metazoa, Chordata, Actinopteri, Gonorynchiformes, Chanidae.